Messenger RNA from Oikopleura dioica, 450 nucleotides. Lineage: Eukaryota; Metazoa; Chordata; Appendicularia; Copelata; Oikopleuridae. The record is from the annotation of a GenBank genome assembly.
AUGCUUGACAACCGCCGAAUCGAAAACUUCGAAGAAAUCAGACAAGCCUGGUUCAGCAGCGAGGGACUCCUCAAAUACAAAGACUCCCAGAGCCCCGGCCAUCGCCAGUUCAAGUACAACACCAGAGCCGGCUGGACCAUCAAAGAAGGAACCGAAAACUGGAGAUUGGACCCAGUUGCAGCACUCACCGCCGAGGAACGACGAAUCGUCCAUUACCUGGUGGAGUUCCUCAACUACCAGGGAAUCAAGCGAAGAUUCAAGGAAGCACUGGACCACGGACUCCUCGACCCCGCCAAGAUGGACGCGAUCCUCGUCUUCGCCUACAAAGUCUGCGGUGGUAACCUGGUCCACUACAUCCGUUUCGUCUUCGUCCGCCUCUACAGACUCAACGACAUCCCCAUCCCUCCAGUCCACCAAGACGCCACACCAAAGCCACGACGCUUCCACUAG